This is a messenger RNA of Musca domestica (house fly), 1819 nucleotides long. RefSeq lists its product as uncharacterized. The transcript has 2 exons. Bases 516 to 1382 code for a protein of 288 amino acids. Lineage: Eukaryota; Metazoa; Arthropoda; Insecta; Diptera; Muscidae. The record is from RefSeq and is a predicted model, not a curated record.
UCAUUUAUAUUGGAUUUGAGUUCUAAUACUCUUCUACGUUUCUGCUAGUUAUAACGUUCAAGAUAAAAACUGGUCUUGGAUUUUGUUUGGGCUCCAGAGAGUAAAUUGUCUACAUCCACAGCUUUCCCAGGCAAUUCAGCCGUUUGCCUGAACAUUUUGGUCCACGUCGAACCGGAUCGACAAGCUGCUCUCCAGAGAUUUCAGCUGCAGAAGCUUUUGAUUCCUGUAGGUACGUUUCUCUUCUAAUAAUUUCGUCUUUUCAGUACUAAACAAGAAGUCGAAAGAUCCACAUAAAUUUAUAUAAAUUACCGUGUCGUGUUUUCACACAUAACCUGAACAAAAAUUAUAAACUUAAAGUAAUUAUAUAUCUGGAAAUUCCUGGCUAACUCCCCAAAUAUCUAAGAAGAGAGGAUCGACAACAUAGGAAUUGCUGAUUUAUCAAGAGGAAAUUCCUAACCUGUGCCAACUGCCUUAAGACAACAAGUGGAUUGUGAUUCUUUAUUUACAAUAUUACAAUGAAGGGUCCUUCGUCUUCUCGUUAUUCGGAAUUUGCCUGCAGGUUGUGCCGCAAAAAACAUCCUCUGAAAUCGUGCUGGAAAUUUCGUGCCAUGAACUCCGCAGAAAGGUUAAAUGCGGUCAAGAAAUAUGGGUACUGUAUGAACUGCCUGGCGCAUACCCAUUCACAGGGCACCUGUUUUACCACCACAGGAUGUGGAUAUUGCCACAAAAAGCACCACUCCUUGUUACAUCAACACCCAAGGUUACAAAAGGCCAAAUCAUCCUCGACGAAAAAUACCAAUAAGAUGGUUAUCCCUCUUGAUAUCACCACCCCCAAGGACUCUUCAGCCACUACCGGCUCAAUACCGAGGUCAACAUCGACAUCCAGUAUUACCUCUUUGUCGGCACUUCUUAGGCAGAAUGCCACCCCUCUUCUUCCUACUGCAGUCGUCAAAAUCAACGGAGCAAAUAGCACACAGUUGGCAAGGUGUUUAUUGGAUUCCGCGGCCCCCAUGAGCUGCAUUUCCAAACGCUUCGUAGAUAAGUUGAGGUUGUCUACGCUCGAGUUGGAAGAUGAAGUUAUGUGCCCCGUCACCUUGACAUCCUGCGUCGAUUCCAAGACAAAGAUAGAGGCUAUAUUGCGAAUGAGGAACAGGAUUGGAAUUACAACUCCUAAGCAAUCGCUGCCCGAGUCUUCAAAACUCAGUUUCAAAAACUUCGUCCUAGCAGAUAGCAAAUUCUAUAAGGCAGCUUCUGUUGAUAUCGUCAUUGGUGUUGACAUAUAUUCCAAAAUUAUUGUCGACGGCAUCUUUAUUCGCCAUGGACUUCCUACAGCUCAAAAUACCCUUUUCGGAUUAGUGCUAUAUGGAACAUUUUCAAAUUAAUACAAAUAAUUGUACUCUCUUCCACCACUUUUAUUCUGAAUUUACGAUACCUUUUUUUUAAAUACUAAUAUGCCAAUUGAAAUCGCUUGAAAAGACAUAUUGUAUUAUGAUAUAAUAAGUUAUGCAUUAAGUCAUUUAGUCAUAUGAAUUUAGUCCUAAAUGAAUUGAUUAUAUAAUUGUCAUGUCCCCUUGCCAUGGGGGGCGGAAUGUUUACGUCAAAACGUAAACCAUUUUCAUUUCCUUAAACUGUAUCUUAAAUAUGAAUAGCACCAUUGUUAUUGUACUAUCCAUUCGAACUGUUAUCGCAGUUAAGAUAAUUAUUCUAUGUUUUUCCUUUUCCCAUUUUCAUAUUUUCUUUUUAUCGGCCUUCUCUAAUGGCCAUAUUGGGAGUCUAAUUUCCGCAUCAUCUUGAAUUCUGUUCUAAUUCGACUUCUGAA